AGCUACCAGAAGCCUCAACGUGCCGACGAUUUCCAAGGGUUUCGGAGCAUCGAAGCUCUUUUCCUCGGCCGAUUUUUCUGACGGCAGACAUCAGCGGCUGUCUUAAGUUGGUACUGCCGACUGAAAACUGAAACAGCCCACGGCGCAGACGGUGACGUGAUAGCGGUCGGCAGUUCGGUUGCUCUCUUUUGUUUGAGAGCUUCUGUGAGUCACAGGAUCAGAACGGCUUUCUGGAUAGAUCACGGAUAAGCAUCAAAUCCUGUUGCAGUGCGCGGAGACUUCUGCGGAAGUGAAAUGGACGCAGACCAACAUGAGCAGAGCCUGGACCGGCUCCCCGAGUUGGCGCUGCUGGAGGUGCUGAAGCUCCUGCCCAUCAAGGACCUGCUGACGUGCCGCCUCGUGUGCAAGCGGCUCGGCGAGCUGGCGAUGCACCCGACCGUGUGGCAGGAAAAGAGUUGGGGUUGGGGAGAGAACCACCAGAAGCUGGCCUGCCCGGUGCUGCGUCUGGCGCCGUGCCUGGGUCGCGCGGAGGGCCUGAGGAGCAGAGACGGCUGCGUUCACACCUUGAGCACGACCAGGUGUGCCGUGGAACACUUGGAGAUCGAUGCGAAUGUCAAAUUGUCGGCCUCGGCGCUGGAGGCGGCCCCGGCAGUGCUGGAGGUGGCCCUGGCGUUGCAGCGCCAGGAGGUGCUUGGCCGACUGAGGAGUCUGUGGAUAACAUUGCAGCCCAAGGACACGACCAAGGGCCAUGACUCCCAACUGUACAGAACAUUGGCGUUGACAUCUCGGCUGCUGGAGACCCUUGUCGUGGAAGUUAUGCCAGAAGCGCGCGCCACCCCCGGCACGGAGUGCUGCUUCGAGGGCAUCCAGGUCCCCAGCUCACUAAAGAGGGUCGAGUUCUAUUCACUGAGGCAAGAGACCGCCUUGGUCGACUUCCUCCUGUCCACACACGCCGCCACCCUGGAGACGGUCCGCUUCCACGGGCCCGCGUCCACCUCGACGCUGCAGCUGCUGGCCGGACUCCCGCGCCUCCGCGAGCUCACCUGCCGGCUGCAGGUGGGGCUGGAGGCCCUGUCGGCGAGCGAGUCCCUGCAGGUCCUGUCCAUUUGGGUGAAAGGUCGGGAAGAAGAGUCCGCCUCCGCUGAGGCUGUCGCCGGUGCCGAGUCUUUCCUCCGCCAGGCCCGCCAGCUGCGGCAGGUAUCGCUCCAGUGCGGUUAUGGUGCACACUCCUCCCAGUUCCCCGCGGCGCUGGUCAAGGCCCUGGCCAAGGGGGGCGCGCGCUCACACGUCGAGAAGCUCUGUGUCGUGUGUCGUUGCGACGGACAACAGCAGCUGGAGCGGGCGCUCCUCGACGCGCUGCCGGAGCUGCCGGCCCUGCGGGAGCUGGACCUGGACUGCUGUAGGCGUAGGCAGCCGCAGGACGAGUCGCACAGGCACGAACCACUCGACGAGUCGCACGAGUCGGACGAGCCCUACGAGCAGCUGCUGCGGGGCCUCACCCCCGCCACCGCGCCGGCGCUGCGGCGCCUCACCGUGGUGGCCUGCGCCCACGACUGGACGCACAGGCCGUCGGUCAAGGCGCUGCUGGCGGCCAACCCCUCCCUGCAAGUGCGUGUCGGCUGGCGCGAUAAUAUUUCCUAUGAUGAUGAUCUCAAGCCACUGUCAACCUGUAGAGACUGCUACGCGUGCAAACUGAAGUGCCAUCCAGAGCUGCGAGAGGCGCGAUACAAUAGCCACGUCUGCUUUUCCCUCAAACAGGAACUGUCUACCUGCCCAACCGUCCAUAACCAUUCCAAUCUAUCAUGGUGAAACUCAAAUAAAGCUGUCAAACUUCUGAUUGAAAGAA
This is a messenger RNA of Frankliniella occidentalis (western flower thrips), 1846 nucleotides long. RefSeq lists its product as uncharacterized. The record is from RefSeq and is a predicted model, not a curated record. Gene Ontology annotation, molecular function: protein binding. The transcript has 3 exons. NCBI's taxonomy places the organism in Eukaryota, Metazoa, Arthropoda, Insecta, Thysanoptera, Thripidae. The coding region runs from base 295 to 1809 and encodes 504 amino acids.